GACGGGUCUUUGAGAAGUUUCGUUCUCUAUUAUCGCCGAAACAUCGAAUCGGAGAUGUCUUAAGGACAACCUUUUCAUGGCAAAGCGGGACCAUGGGUGCCCAGAAUUGCCAUACCGAGGAGAUGCUGUUUCCUUUGGUCAGCAUACUAGCGUUAGCAAUGGAUUUUAUCACCGGCGAUUUAGUUUCCUGGGCUGGAGUAGAGCGCAAAGCUGCGGUGAGGUUGCUAGCCACUGGUCAUGUAACAGACUGGCGAUAUGCGUUACAGACUUGUCGAUGUGUAUUUAUCUUGAACUGAGGCUUGACAAGUGUAUAAGUUCUUGUUCUAUCUAGCUUCAGCCUUGAUUAAG
This is a messenger RNA of Trichoderma harzianum CBS 226.95, 348 nucleotides long. RefSeq lists its product as hypothetical. The record is from RefSeq and is a predicted model, not a curated record. Bases 93 to 296 code for a protein of 67 amino acids. NCBI's taxonomy places the organism in Eukaryota, Fungi, Ascomycota, Sordariomycetes, Hypocreales, Hypocreaceae. The transcript has a single exon.